GAGUGAGCGGGAGGCGAGAGAGGCCUGCGCGCCUUGUGUGUUGUGGGGCAGCCCAGCCACCCUCUCGGCUCCCCGCCUCCCGCCGUCUAUCCCACAGCCGCGUCGCAAGGCCGAAGCGGCGGUGAGGAGGAGGAGGAGGGCGCCUUCUCCCCUCCCCAAACGACGACCCUCUUUACCCGCCUCUCAAGCUCAGCCCGCUCCGGUGGGGGGCAGAAAGGAAACCCCUUGGCAAGGAGGAUGACGGGCCCCCGACGCGGCUUUAAAGAAAUAUGCAUUGUUACAAUUUUAUUUUGGAAUUGAUGAAGUGGAAAUACAGAUGAAACAAGUUUGCAGGAUAUCAACUCUACAGCACCAUUUCAUCCCACUCAUCAGCAAAAGAAAACAAAUUGGAAUAAUUAAACCAUUGCUUCAACUGGCCACCAAGUCUUCUAGCAGAUUUUGCUAAACAGUCCAGCUUAGAACUUGUCAAGCAGCAGGGCAAUUUGCCAAAGUUGACAGUGCACAGGAAGGAUUUAUAUUCGAACAAUGAUUUGUCUGAAAGUUUACAUCAGAUUGCUGGGGUUCUAUGCAGUCAUCAUUUCUCAAGUUCAAGGGCAGAAUCUAGACAGCAUGCUCCAUGGGACAGGGAUGAAGACUGAUCCUGAUCAGAAAAAGCAGGAAGAUGGAGUCACCCUAGCUCCAGAGGACACAUUGCCCUUUUUGCAGUGCUACUGCUCAGGGCACUGUCCAGAAAAUGCCAUUAACAAUACAUGCAAAACUAAUGGACAUUGCUUUGCCAUAAUCGAAGAAGAAGAUAAUGGUGAAAUUACACUUGCUUCAGGCUGCAUGAAGUAUGAAGGCUCAGACUUCCAGUGCAAGGACUCUCCAAAAGCACAACCACGACGGACAAUUGAAUGCUGUCGGACAGAUUUCUGCAAUCGAGAUUUGCAGCCCACAUUACCUCCUCCCAUAAGUCCAGAUGGCAUCUUUGAUGGCAGCAUACGUUGGAUGGCUGCAUUUAUUUCUAUGGCGGUCUGUAUAAUAGUUAUGAUCAUCUUAUUUAGCUGUUUCUGCUACAGGCAUUAUUGCAAGUGGGUAGCAAAAAGAGGAUGUUAUAAUCGUGACCUGGAGCAGGGUGAAGCCUUUAUUCCAUCUGGCGAGUCACUUAAGGAUCUUAUUGACCAAUCACAGAGCUCUGGCAGUGGUUCUGGACUUCCUCUGUUGGUCCAGCGGACAAUUGCCAAACAAAUUCAAAUGGUGCGGCAAGUUGGAAAAGGGCGAUAUGGUGAAGUCUGGAUGGGUAAAUGGCGGGGUGAAAAAGUGGCAGUGAAAGUAUUUUUCACCACUGAAGAAGCCAGCUGGUUUCGAGAAACUGAGAUUUACCAGACAGUUCUCAUGCGCCAUGAAAAUAUACUUGGUUUUAUAGCAGCAGAUAUUAAAGGCACAGGCUCCUGGACCCAGCUCUACUUGAUUACUGAUUAUCAUGAAAAUGGGUCAUUGUAUGACUUCCUGAAGUGUACCACUCUGGACAACAGAUCUCUGCUCAAACUGGCUUACUCUGCUGCUUGUGGCCUGUGCCAUUUGCACACAGAGAUAUAUGGAACACAAGGCAAGCCUGCUAUUGCACACAGAGACCUGAAAAGUAAAAAUAUCUUGAUAAAGAGAAAUGGGACUUGCUGUAUUGCUGAUUUGGGCUUAGCUGUCAAAUUCAACAGUGAUACAAAUGAAGUUGAUGUCCCUUUGAAUACCAGAGUGGGAACAAAGCGUUACAUGGCUCCAGAAGUCCUUGAUGAAAGUCUGAAUAAAAAUCAUUUCCAGCCAUACAUUAUGGCUGACAUCUACAGUUUUGGCUUGAUCAUUUGGGAAAUGGCUCGGCGUUGUGUCACAGGAGGUAUUGUUGAAGAGUACCAACUACCCUAUUAUGACAUGGUGCCGAAUGACCCUUCGUACGAGGACAUGAGAGAGGUCAUAUGUGUUAAGCACCUGCGCCCUAUAGUAUCUAAUAGAUGGAAUAGUGAUGAGUGUUUAAGAGCAAUAUUGAAAUUAAUGUGUGAAUGCUGGGCCCACAAUCCUGCCUCUAGACUUACAGCUUUGAGGAUUAAGAAGACACUUGGCAAGAUGGUAGAAUCUCAAGAUGUUAAGAUUUGACCAAGAAAUGCCAUUGGACUGCUAUGCCUCUUCACUCAAGCAAGUAUAGGGUCUGGUGGGAUGGGGCUGGGUCUGAUUUUCAGCCCCCUUCCUCACCACUUUUACAGGCUGCUAAUACUAUAUCUUUCAGUACUUUGUAGAAAAUGGUAUCCACGUACACUAUAUGGUAUACAUGUGGAUAGCCUCAUUUUACUUUUUUUGUUUUUGUUUUGAGCUGCAUUGAGAUUUUCUUCACACUUUCAAACUCCCCUAAAACUCACUGAGUUCUGAAUUUCAUAUUCAGAUGAUAGUGCUUUCUGUGAAAGCCGUAAGUUAAAUGAAUUAAACAGCGGCGGCGGGGAAUAAGCUUUUGCCUACCUGAUGAUACCAUAUCAAGUCUUGGUGGAUUAGCCUGCGGUCUGGGGUACUAAAUAAUUUGAUAAUUCCUUAUGCCUUUUAUGGUUUUGUGUGGGCGUGCCAGGAUUUUUCUGAUGCCAUUUGGAGUACCUAAGAAGCCAUUUAAUUUCAUGCAAAACUACUAUUUUCUUUUGCAAUGCCUUGGCUCAGAAUAUGGAACCUAUUUGGAUUUCAAAGAAAAUCAACUUCUGCCUUCUUCUGUGCUGCAUGGAAAAAUUAUAUACGUUUCAUAACCAAAAACCAAAACGGCUACUAUAAACCUAUGCAGUAAGUCAUCAAGUGUGAUGUGAAGAAUGGACUAGAAUACAAUUCAUACUCCCAGUGCUAUGAAUUCCCCAAAGACUGAGCACACAACAUGGAACAGUUAAACGUAUCCGAUAAUUUAAGUGCCUGUAAUCUUGUACUGUAAACUAUCUUAGCUAGCUUUAAAAAAGGGAAGUUAUUUAUAUAGUGUUCAGUGUACUUUUAUUUGCUAAAUACCUGCUCUUUUGUAUAUGUGUAAACAACAUACAUCUGAAAAUAAUGAAACUUAAUAAUCAUAUUCAAGGUGAAUGUGACUUGCAGAAAUGUUGGAUAGUCUGUCAAAAUAUGUGCAUGGAUA
Lacerta agilis (Sand lizard) is the source of this 3124-nucleotide messenger RNA. It is a transcript of the gene BMPR1A, whose product is annotated as bone morphogenetic protein receptor type 1A. The coding region runs from base 526 to 2127 and encodes 533 amino acids. Gene Ontology annotation, molecular function: ATP binding; SMAD binding; transforming growth factor beta receptor activity, type I. Gene Ontology annotation, cellular component: plasma membrane; signaling receptor complex. The record is from RefSeq and is a predicted model, not a curated record. The transcript is spliced from 13 exons. NCBI's taxonomy places the organism in Eukaryota, Metazoa, Chordata, Lepidosauria, Squamata, Lacertidae. Gene Ontology annotation, biological process: BMP signaling pathway; cellular response to growth factor stimulus; protein phosphorylation.